CCCGGUUCCCACGGCUCUUUAACGCCACCCGGCACGUCACGACACUGAGUCUCGGUCAGCUGCAGGGCAGCAGAGCAGACCUCGAAGUGUUGUUUAUCAAAAAUAAGUUGACACUGAUCCUCCACCCAUCGUGGAGGCCUGAAACCCACCAGAGAGGCCUAACUGGGUGGGAGGAAACACGAUGAGUAGGAAUAACGUGCUUCUGAAGGUGAUCCUGCUGGGAGAUGGUGGAGUUGGCAAGUCCUCUUUGAUGAACCGCUACGUCACGGACCGCUUUGACUCACAGUCAUUUCACACCAUUGGCGUCGAGUUCCUUAACCGAGACUUGGAGGUGGACGGGCGCCUGGUCACCCUUCAGAUCUGGGACACAGCAGGUCAGGAGCGCUUUAAGUCCCUACGCACCCCAUUCUACCGGGGCGCAGACUGCUGCCUGCUCACUUUCGCUGUCAACGACUUGCAGAGCUUCCUAAACCUCAGCUGCUGGAAGAAAGAGUUUAUGUUCUACUCUGAUGUUAAAGACCCAGAGCGCUUCCCUUUUGUGGUGCUGGGCAAUAAGGUCGACAUGGAGCAGAGGGAGGUUGGGGAGGACGAAGCGCGGGCGUGGUGUGAGGAGAACGGCUGCUGCCCUUACUUUGAGACCAGUGCUAAAGACGACACUAAUGUCACAGCUGCGUUCGAGGCAGCUGUCAGGGUGGUCCUGGCUGCUGAGGACCAGAUCGGUCAUGCGCUACUGGGCAGCACUAUUGAUCUUCAUGGCAACCGUCAAACCUCUCGUGGGUCAUGUUGCUGAUAGUGCAGGGGUACUAAACUGUCAUGCUGAAACUUGCCUGUUAGUUCAGACAACGGGUUUACUGUAGGUUUAAGGUACAGUAUCCAGUAAGGAUACAAAGCAGGAGAUGCAGCUUCUGUGAGGAGGCUGGUGUCAGGGAUUUCAGCUGCUGUCUUAUGAGCCGAAUUGUAGCUCUUCUGAAGGUACAGGCAUUCUGUGACAGGUGCGCUCUUCUUUUCUGCUUUGUCUGCUUACAUUACCGGUACAUCUUUUGCUGCUUAUACGUGAGGUUUAGUAACCAAUACUGGAACAAAGCAUUUUCUUUUAGUAUAUCAUAUAAUGGUCAAAGUGUCAGUUCUAUCACAAACACACAGAAAUAUAGAGCUGCUCUUUUUUCUGACCUUGAAGUGAUUAGGCAAGGGUUUGUUAUUAGGAUCAAGUUCAACUUAAAGGGAUUCAAAAACCACAAAGACUUUCUGUCACAACAUUCAUGUGGUUUCAUUCAAUUCAAUUCAGUUUUAUUUAUAUAGCGCCAAUUCACAACACAUGUUGUCUCAAGGCACUUCACAACAGUCAGGUACAUACAUUCCAAUUAAUCCUAACUAUUGAACAGUGCAAUCAGUCAGUUAGUUAUUUAUUCAAAUUGGAUAAAAAGUUUUUCUAUCUAAGUCCAGUCAGCAACUUGCAGUAUUCCCUCCUCCUCGACAGCAUGUAGAGACAGUGGACAGUCACUGGCGUUGACUUUGCAGCAAUCCCUCAUACUGAGCAUGCAUGUAGCGACAGUGGAAAGGAAAAACUCCCUUUUAACAGGAAGAAACCUCCAGCAGAACCAGGCUCAGUGUGAGCGACCAUCUGCCACGACCGACUGGGGGUUUGAGAGAACAGAGCAGAGACACAAAGAGAACAAAGAAGCACUGAUUCCUUAAGAGAUUUGUUGCUUAGCACUUUUGGCCAGCCGACUAAAAGUAGGCAAAAAUAUUUUGUCUUAUUCUUACAGAAAAUACCAACACAGUGGUUUUGAAAAUAUUCCCAGCUGACCAUCAUUUUUAUUAAAGUGGUGCCAUUUUAAAAUGAUAGUUGGAAAGCGAAGAACCUGUUAGCAAGCUAGGACAGUUACAUCAUGUUACUCUUUUUUGUGUCCAUGAGCAGCCAUCUUACCAUGAAAAUCUCAAACUAUAUGGAGUUGCUUGAUUGUCUGACCUUGUACUGAUUAGGGCCUGUGUGAAGGUUUUACAAAGUUAUGGCUUAAAAGUUCACCGUUCCUACGGUCUAAAGUUCUUUUAUUAGGAUGAUAUAGAAAGUGACCGAAUAGCCAUACUUUUUGCUGGCUGUAUUUAGCUUUGGGAAAUACAGCUCUGCCCCUCCUUCACAUGUUGCUGUGCACUGCUGGUCAGCUUGCUAAAAGAAUGUUAUGUUUCUUAUACACUUGCGGAAAAGACCAAUCCGGAUGUUUGGAAAUAUUUCAGGUCGCAUGAAACACGGACAGUCAAAGUGUGGAAGGAGCGCCCCCCUUCGCCUUUAAUUGGGUGACGCUGUUUUUUUUGAAACUGCUGUUGGGAAGCUAGAAGCUGGCUGGUGGGCUGUUGUGAAUAAAAGAAAUUUGAUCAUGUAACACGUUUGUUUUAAAUCUUUGUGUAAAUACAGAGAAACUGUGAUUUCUACUCGAAGUUAUCAUACAGUCAGAAUCUUAUACCAGCCCAUGUCUAAUGAUGAUAUUCUGGGGUUUAAAAAGUACUAUGAUAUUGUAUUGUUUAGUUAUAAGCUAAAGUAUUUUCUGCACACAGACCAUUAGAGUACUGCGGUUCAAACAAAUACGGAGCCUUAGUGGAUAAUUUGUGGUAUGAUAAAUUUCAACUAUUAAAGGGAAAGGACAUGUUUGCACGCACUAGAAAGGGAAUGUUGAUCGUAAGGUUUAUGGCUGGGCCGGUAAGCAUUGGUUACAUGCUAAUCUUUCGUUUGCCUCUGCUCUAUGUUGAGGCCAGGUGAAAAAUUAUUACUGUAUACCCCUGUAGUACUUAUUUCACCCCCCUGCUUUUUUUUUAUUUCUAUCCAAAAAGGACAUCAUACUUCAGUGUUUGAUCAUGCAAAGUUAAAUACCUCUACCUUGAUAAGUUGAGAGCUCUAAUUAUCAACGGCCUCCUUAUAAUCCUGUUGGCCUUGACAUUCUUCUAGCUUUCCCUCGCCUGAGGGUCUCCUGUGCAUCACUGACAGUGUGGGUAUUGAAGUUCUCGGAUGACUGUGAAGUAGCAAGAGCACCGUCAUUACUUCCAGUACGAAGAUACAUCACCUUUUCAUUUUUACAGUAUUUAGCAAAAACUUAUAAAGUAUUUAGAAACAUUGUUUACCUCCCUCAUUGUAUUUACAUACCUGACGCUAACCGCAGGUACACUUCCCUUUGUGUUCUUAGUGCUGGUGGCCAGGAGGCUUUUUUCAUUUUUACGUAUGGUAUGACGAUGUUACAGGCAAAACUAACCUAAACUGAACUGUCAUUUAUAGUAUUUUCCUUUAAAAUGUUUCAAAUAAAAUGUUUUUUUGUUUUUACUAUAUAGUCCUAUGUGCUCUUACCUCCCUUUUUUGUUACAAUUUAUUUGUGUCACAGCCUGAGAUGAUUUUUUUUUUACCUCUGAAGAUUACAAUUUUAAACAUGUUUUUUUGGGCUAUUAGUGAUUACAAGAACUUCACUGUGAAAGUGAACUGAAUUGAGGUACUGUUAUAUUACCCAAGCUGUAGGUAGAUAGUGAGUGGUUUGUUGGGUCAUUUCACCUUUGUCAAUUUGUACGGCUGUAGUUUUUCUUUUUUUAAUACGUGGAUGUUGAUAUGAAAAAGACACAUCUGCCACAGGACCUUUUAUACCAACCAUGCCUCCAUUAAUACCCAACUUGGAAUCAUUCCAGACUUGCAAUCUUCUGAUAAGUCUACUGUAAGGAAAUGUGGUUUUGCGACUCUAAAAUCAGAAGUAUAAAGUCAAAAAAGGAUCAGAACUGCAACCAAUUAAAAUACUUUAUAUUUAAAUUAUACAUUUGAACUUGUUUGCAAUUAUCUUCAUAAUUCCUAACAAUGCGCAAGUAAUUACCAAGAGAAAUAAAAUGAGACACUGGUUAAGUGCAACAAGGCAACACUUGGCUACAAAUUGACGAAGGGGAAAAUUGACCCAAUUAUGUUUUAAAAAAUCUUUACUGUGAGCUGAAAUGGUCACAGUAAAGACUACAUUAACUGUUAAAAUGAGGGCUAACAGUGGUCAGUGUUGAUGUUUUUGUGUGAUUUAACUUGAUAUUGUGUUACACUGCUGCUUCAGUUUCAUCCAGAUUGUAUAAUGAAGCCUGGCAUGUUUUCUUUUAACCUGAAAUCAAACUUAUCUGUGAAUCCUGCUCCUAUAAGCCUUUGCUGUGCUACUGGCUACUUCUAAUUGCAGUUUUUUUUCCCCCAGUGUUUCUGUAAUAUUUAUGAAUGUAAACAUUUCCAUACUGUUUUUUUUUUUUUUGGUAAAGCUGCAAUUUCUAACCUAUAUUUACAAAUUUAAAAUGUUUAUUUAAAAAAGUUUAUUUUACUUCCAGUACUGAAGCUGUGCAGAAACAUCUGUACAUGUUGAUUAUGUGGUGAUCUAAUGGACAGCUUCCCUUCUUCUUCUUUGCACUACCAAUGGGAACACUGGAGAAUGCUCUCCAGUGUUUGGCUACAAAUAAAACAUACAUCAUAUCAA
This is a messenger RNA of Girardinichthys multiradiatus, 4469 nucleotides long. RefSeq names its product RAB9B, member RAS oncogene family (gene rab9b). Bases 182 to 790 code for a protein of 202 amino acids. The record is from RefSeq and is a predicted model, not a curated record. Gene Ontology annotation, molecular function: GTPase activity; GTP binding. Gene Ontology annotation, cellular component: lysosome; late endosome; phagocytic vesicle. The transcript has 2 exons. Gene Ontology annotation, biological process: retrograde transport, endosome to Golgi; Rab protein signal transduction. Lineage: Eukaryota; Metazoa; Chordata; Actinopteri; Cyprinodontiformes; Goodeidae.